AUGGGUUGGGCUAGGAGCCUAGAACGAGCCCAAGGCCCAAGUCCAUGACCGGUCCUCGUUACCUUCCUCAACUCACUCAACUCACCGUUUAGGGUUUAUGUCAGAGAUCGGUUUACAGACCACCUGUUCUAACCUUCAAAGCCAUGAAUGCAUCACCUUCACUCACCUUCAACAAUCCCACUGCUACUAUCACUGCUUAAUCAUAAUCCACAUAAAAAAUGAGGUAUUUCCGAUUCAUUGCCCCACAAUUUUCCCGAUUUAGUAAAACCCUAAACCCCCAAAACCCCAACUUCCAAUGCUUCAGAACCUUACCCUACACCACGGCCUCGCCGGAGAUAAGCCAACCUACGCCGGAGCGAGUUUCUGCGAUCGCGGAGGAGAUCUCAGGUUUGACGUUGCUCGAGGUAACGGACCUGACGGAGGUCCUCCGUGAGAAAUUGGGCGUGAAGGAGAUGCCGACGAUGGUGAUGAUGAUGCCUGGAAUGGGAUUCGGUGACCUAAGGGGCGCUGGGAAAGGCGGUGCCGGUGCGGCGAAGGGAGAGGAGAAGAAGGUGGAGAAAACGGCAUUUGAUGUUAAGCUCGAUGGGUUUGAUGCCGCUACGAAGAUUAAGGUGAUCAAAGAAGUUAGAACUUUUACGGCUUUGGGAUUGAAGGAAGCUAAGGAAUUGGUGGAGAAAGCGCCUACGCUUUUGAAGAAAGGGGUUACUAAGGAAGAGGCGGAGACCAUUAUAGCGAAGAUGAAGGAAGUUGGUGCCAAAGUCUCAAUGGAGUGAGAUUUACAGCAAGGGCAAAAGGAUAAAGAACAAGAAGUUCUGAACUUCUGAGGCUUGUACUAUUAAAGAUGAAGCUGUGAGUAGUAGGAUUUAGAGAGGUGAUGUUAUGCUCUAAUAGCCAUUUCAUCGCCAAGGAAUCAGAAUUCUCACUUUGGUUUCUUCAUAUUCAUAAUGCAAAGCAAUCUUUGAUACAACGCUUUGCUUUUAUUUUUUUUUGUUUCAUUGUAACUUUAGAAAGCAGAUUUAAGGGUAGUUCACAGUUUUUGAAUUCAAUCUUUGAAUCUAAGUUUCCUGGCCUCAAUUAUAAGCUGGUUUUUCCUUUUCCAUGAAUUAAUAACUUGGGAUUCAUGCCAAGUAAUUUGUUCUAUUUUCAGUAGGCAUGUUUCAAAAAAAAAAACCAUGAAGAUAGCAAAAUUUAUUGCAA
Cannabis sativa is the source of this 1197-nucleotide messenger RNA. RefSeq lists its product as uncharacterized. Gene Ontology annotation, molecular function: structural constituent of ribosome. Gene Ontology annotation, biological process: translation. Gene Ontology annotation, cellular component: ribosome. The transcript has 2 exons. Lineage: Eukaryota; Viridiplantae; Streptophyta; Magnoliopsida; Rosales; Cannabaceae. The record is from RefSeq and is a predicted model, not a curated record. Bases 219 to 773 code for a protein of 184 amino acids.